This is a messenger RNA of Ostrinia furnacalis (Asian corn borer), 632 nucleotides long. RefSeq lists its product as uncharacterized. The record is from RefSeq and is a predicted model, not a curated record. The transcript has 5 exons. The coding region runs from base 1 to 630 and encodes 209 amino acids. NCBI's taxonomy places the organism in Eukaryota, Metazoa, Arthropoda, Insecta, Lepidoptera, Crambidae.
AUGAAGUUAGGAUAUACCGACGUCUUCAAAACUGAAAUAAAACUGCCACCAGACAAGCCGACGAUAAAGGCCGAGAAAGGCUGGUACGCGUCAGGGGACUCCCUAAGGGCGCAGUGCUCCUCCCCGCCGGCGGACCCUCCCGCCAACCUCACCUGGCUGCUCAACGGGCGUGACAUCGAGGGCAAGCCAGUCAUCCAGCAACGGAUCCUGCCGAGUCCAGUCGUCUCCAUCGACGUUCCUGGCAGGAGCGUAUCGGCGGCAGGAGACGAGAACAGCAACAUCAUCUUCAGCCCUUGGAAGGCGUUUGGGCCUUUCGUGGAUACUAUACAGGAUGGUGAACUCCUGCCCAGCCAGGAUACGGUAGUGUUGCCUACUCCGAGGCAUCAGUUCACUUCAGUGGACGAAGACGCAACUGACCCCAUGCCCACUACUGAGACGUCAAAUAAGGUGGCCUCAAUAAGCCAGCUGUCCUUCAUGGUGAGGCCGGACAGCUUCGAGAGGGGGCAGCUGCGGCUGACGUGCAUCUCGACGGUGCACAGCGUGUACAGCGAGCAGGCCGAGCUGGUCAUCAACGAGGAGCGGCCGCAGAUCGCCUCGGUGCUAGGCACCAGGGAUGAUGCUAGAGGUUAGUG